CUACCUUCCUUCCGCCGACGUGCACUUCCCCCACUCUCCCUGCAGCCGGCUAGCUGCAGUGUUAGUCCGGUUUAGAAAAUGGAGCGACUAGCAGUCUUUUGGAAGCUUUGUGGGUCAUUCGGUUUUGCUUACGAAUGAAGAAACAACAUUGUUUAUGAGAGAUCUCUGUCAGGGAGGUCAAAAUCAGUGCAGGGGAUGGAUGAGCAGAAAUCCAACUGCGACGAGAAUGACUCUGAACCAACACCUGAUGAAAAUGCCCCUGAAAAGCAAUGUGUCCUCCCUGAAGAGGAGUCUAAAGCACUUCCGGCUAUGGAUGGAUCAACUCCGCGCUGCACAUCUCUACGAGCUUGUGCACUCUGCAACUGCGUGGAGCGCAGUUUGCAUGGACAGCGGGAACUGAGACACUUUGGGCCGUCUACAGACAAACCAACCCUCAAGCCAUCAGCCUCCUCACUGCCACAGCCUGGGAAUGAUGACCUGUCUUCCAUAGGAUUUUCUGAAUCCUCAUGUCUAGCACUCUUGGAUGAUUCGGGGGGUUGCUGGGUCCAUCAUUGGUGUGCUGUAUGGUCAGAGGGAGUCAAGCAGACAGACAACGAAAAACUGGAGAAUGUGGAGAAGGCUGUUAUCUCAGGGACACAGCGGCUAUGCGACUAUUGCAAAAAGCUAGGCGCAACCAUUCGAUGCCAUGCUGAGGGCUGCUCACGGUUUUAUCACUUCCCUUGUUCUGCUGCAAGUGGAUCCUUCCAGUCUAUGAAACACUUGGCUCUUCUCUGUCCACAACACAUAGACAAGGCUGAGGAGUUGGCAGGGGAGGAGUCUUGGUGUGCGGUGUGCGACUCCUCAGGGGAGCUCACAGACUUGUUGUUCUGUACGAGUUGUGGUUUACAUUACCAUGCUGCUUGUUUGGAAAUUGGCGCAACACCCAUUCAGCGGGCAGGCUGGCAAUGUCCAGAAUGUAAAGUGUGCCAGACUUGCAGGCAACCUGGAGAAGACUCCAAAAUGUUGGUGUGUGAUGCCUGUGAUAAGGGCUACCACACAUUUUGUCUUCAGCCAGCAAUGGAUUCACUUCCCUCUGAUCCAUGGAAAUGCAGACGGUGUCGUGUUUGCACUGAGUGUGGGGUUCGGGGAAUAGCACUCCCAGGCUCUGCUCAGUGGUUUGACAACUAUGCCAUUUGUGAUGACUGUCAGCGGGAUCGCACUUCAGUGUGUUGUGUGUGCAGUACAACUGUAAACCCUUCUGCUCAGUGCUGCUGCACCCUAUGCCACAGAUGGGUACAUAGAGAGUGCACCUCACAACCGAAUCAGAUAGAAACAAAGUAUAUCUGCCUGCUUUGUAAAGAAGAUCAUCAAAACACAACAGAUCAAAGUGGAGAAGUGUGUGAGGAGGUUGUGGAAAAAGAAGCCAACUGUGGAGAAAAGCAGCCAGGUUGCACUGAGAUUGGUCAAAAUGAAACACUGACAGAGCUGGGCACAGAUGCACGUCUGGAAUUAUCACAGGUUGGGGAGAAACCAACGGAGGAGUCAUCUCAGAUUGAAGGGUUCAUUUCAGAUAAUCAUGCAAAUGAAAUUAAUAACACAAAACAGGGCAGUUCUUGUCUGGAGUCUAAUGAAAGAAGACCAUCACAAGAUUUCAGCCAGCACACAGGUUCAGGAGACAAAGAGGACACAGACCCAAUAUUGAACACAGGCCCUGAAAACAUGGAAGUGGACUGUGCAGAUGGCAGCGCUGUAGUGCAACAACCUGUGAAUACAUUUCCUCCAAAACAAUCAGAACUUGUCAUGGCUGAUCUGCAGGACAUUUCAACAGAUGAAAAAGAUGAAGACUCUGAGUCACGACUGCUGCCUCACUCCGAGGACGAGGAUGAAGAUGAGACCAUCAAGCAGGAUUUGACUUCGGUCAAACCCGAGCUGCUGUUGGACGAGAUGUCCAACAUAAGCCAUGGCGAUGAGAGCAGUAGUGGUUUUCUGGGAUCACCAGGGGAACCAGACCUCAUGCCCCGUUCAGAUAACCUGACCGAGACGGAUGACUCGCUCCCUUUUGAACCAACGAGAAGCGAGAGAGAAAAGGCAAAACGCAGAGGGUCACCAGGACGCUCAAGGAUCAAACAGGGGCGUAGUAAUAGUUUUCCAGGAAGACGUCGCCCUCGUGGGGGCGGGUCAGGCAGGGGGCGGGGAGGAAGGUCGCGCCUUAAAGCAAUGGCCUCUUGCAUAGAUGCAUUUUUGCUAAGUAUGACUGCAGACACAGGACUAAGUAAGGAGGAAGAUGAUGAGGAAGAUGAUAGCAUGCAGAAUACAGUGGUUUUGUUUUCCAACAGUGAUAAAUUUGUCCUGCUUCAGGAUAUGUGUGUUGUAUGUGGCAGCUUUGGAAAAGGUGUAGAAGGACAGCUUCUAGCUUGUGCACAGUGCUCUCAGUGUUAUCAUCCAUACUGUGUAAACAGUAAAAUCACAAAGACAAUGCUUCGUAAGGGUUGGCGUUGUUUGGAAUGCAUUGUAUGUGAGAUGUGUGGAAAGGCCUCAGACCCUUCCCGGCUGCUGCUCUGUGACGAUUGUGAUGUCAGCUAUCACACUUACUGCCUGGACCCCCCUCUGCACACAGUACCCAAAGGCGGCUGGAAGUGCAAAUGGUGUGUUUGCUGUGUGCAGUGUGGUGCAGACUCACCAGGUUUUCAUUGUGAGUGGCAGAAUAACUACAACCACUGUGGCCCCUGUGCUAGCCUUGUUACCUGUCCAGUAUGCAAAGAAAAUUUCAUGGAGGAGGAACUGCUGCUGCAAUGCCAGUACUGUGACCGAUGGGUGCAUGCUGUCUGUGAGAGUCUGUACACCGAGGAUGAGGUGGAGCAGGCAUCAGAUGAGGGGUUUGCCUGCACAUCAUGCUCUCCAUAUGUUCCCAAACCUGUGGUGGAAUCUGCAAUUAUGGCUUCUAUAAAACUAAAAGAGCCAGAACCUCAAUUCUACAGGUUGGAGGGUGUGUGGCUGACAGAGUCAGGCAUGUCCCUGCUUCGUAGUAUGUCCAUGUCCCCCCUCCACAAGCGACGGCAAAGGCGGUCCCGUCUCGGCACUUUGUCCUGUGAUGGAGGUGUAGAUGGAUUAGAUAUGAAGGAGGGAGAUGGCGACGGAGACGAUGGGAAAACUUGUGGGGAGUCCAUGGACUGUGACUCUAAGCUGGAGAAUCCUGGGAGCCCUGACAGAGAAGGUGGUGUUGAUGUUGGUCCUGAUGGCAUUGCAGAAUGUGAUGCUCUGAAAGGAGCUGACGAGACCGAGGAUGGCAAGAAAAGAAAGCGUAAACCCUAUAGGCCUGGCAUUGGCGGUUUUAUGGUGAGACAGAGGAAAUGUCACACACGAUUAAAAAAGGAAUUCUUUGCACAGUUGGCAGGAGAAACUACUUUAGAUGGACAACCAAUAGAGAGGACCAUUGAAGAGGGACCUCACCCAGACACUGACAACAUCAUGGAUCCUAAACCAGCAGAUGGAGAAGAACAGGCCAAGAAACGCAGAGGUCGAAAGAAAAGCAAAUUGGAGGAUAUGUUUCCAGCUUAUCUUCAGGAGGCUUUCUUUGGCAAGACAUUGAUUGACUUGAGUAAAAAAGUUGUGAUGACGCCUCCUGGGCCUCGACCAUGCCUUGCUCGACCUCCAGCUUUACCAGAGUCUGGUUUUAAAACUGCUGCCCCAGAAAAUGAGACAAAGGAUUGCAUAAUCAACAACCAUCCCAUUAAGCAGGAAGGGAGUGUCCCUCAGGCUCAGGGAGAAGGAGCACCUGUCCCCUCAUCAUCACUGAAAGAACAGCUGUCAUCUCAUUCUCAAGGCUUAGCUGCAGAGAAAAAUAAAAGUCUUCCUCAAGGGGUAGAGAAUCAGGACUCAGAACAGUUCUUCAAAAAGGUUCUAGGAGUGUCAGAGGGCUCCUCAUUGGGCAGCAUGAAGCCUAUUUUGGAGGGCAACAAGGGAGAACUCACUCAUAGUGCUAUGUCAGAGAGAGCUCCCCUCUCAGGGUCUCUGCCCUCAACUGGAAUGGUGGAAGCUUUUCCUGCCCUGUCUCAGUCGCCCUUUUUUGACAUGCGUGACCGUGGUGGACUGUUCAGUCCAGACGGUGGAGAUGAAAGUCCAUGGGCUACUCCCUCUACACCAGCAACACCCUCCUCACCCCCCACUCCCACUGAAGCAGAGGGAGAUGGCCUGUCCUACAACCAGCGCAGUCUGCAGCGCUGGGAGAAAGAUGAGGAACUAGGGGAACUCUCCACCAUUUCUCCUGUACUUUAUGCCAAUACCAACUUUCCUACUCUUAAACAAGACUACCCAGACUGGGCAAGUCGUUGUAAGCAGAUCAUGAAAAUCUGGAGGAAAGUGUCUGCUGCUGACAAAGUACCAUACUUGCAAAAGGCCAAAGAUAAUAGAGCUGCUCAGAGGAUCAACAAGGCACAGAAGCAGGCAGAGAUUCAAGUGUGUAGGCCUGUUAAUGCAGAGCCUGGUCAGGUGAAGGGGGAACGGCCCAGCUUACACCUGCAUAUCCCUCCACCUUCCGGCUCCACAUCUGUUUCCUCCCAGCCCAGCUCUGCAGGAAGCCCUUUCCCUUUUCCCCCAGACUCUGGUUCAUCCUCUGUCUUUUUCUCGGAUGGACCUGUUAAAACUCCAGGGUCAGCUGAAAUCCGGACAGAUCCCCUCUCCAGGCUUCCUUUACAGUCAUCCCAUCCUUAUACUCACCCAUCUACACAAUUUUCCCAUUCAGGGGCAAGUCCAUUACAUGCCCCCUCCUCAGGUUUUUCCUCUUCCGGCCCACUGGGUCCUCCUCAGGGACGGCCAGCCAGUCUCGGCCCCUUUGACAUGCAACCAGGAACACCUGGAACCCCAAGACGGGCUCAGCAGGUUGACCCUUAUUUUCGAUCACAGUUGCAGCAGCAACAGGCUCUUCUUUCACAAUCCCAGCACGGUUCUCAGGAGUCUUUAGGACCUCCACAAAGUCCUCAUUCACGAGGUCCUGCAUAUGGAGAGUCUUCUGUCUUCUCUCCAACUCACAAUUCUCAUUAUGGGGAUCCUUUCAGAAUUCAGCAAGGGAUGGGGAGAACUGAAUUUCAUUCUUCACCAUCUCCCUCUGCUUUGGUUCCAUCACCUGUAAGCACAGGACAGUACAGGGCUGAUUUGAGUGCUGCUUCCCCCCGCCCCCCCUCUGUAAGACAAGAGCCAACUGGCAUGCUUGAGUCUGCUGGUAGUUUGUUUAAGGCCCCGAUGACUCCUCGUAUGCACCAAGGCGAUGGUAGUGCCCCUCAGCCCGGAGCAUCUCCAAACCAUCCCUCUGAAGGCUACAGACAGUCCCCUUCGAAUCCUUACACCGAAGGACAUGGCCAGUCCCCACUCACUCCAAGACCCCAGUCAGGGGACAGCCCUCUGGCCCAGAGAAACACCGCUCAGCUGGACCCCAGCUCCAGAGUGCCCUCCAGCCCUCAGUCCCAGGGCAGCUCCCAGUCUCCUCACACUCCUGGUGCUCUCUCAAAUGAGGCUGUUCAGUCGCCAGCUCCUCCUCGGUUUCAAUCUCCAGACCCAGGCUCUCAGCCACCAUCAAGGCCUCAAUCUAGAGAUUCAUUUUCUAAUGUACACAAGCCUCGUUCAUCACCAUCUGAUGGGGUUGGUAACAAAGGGUCCCCUCAUCCUAAUCAGCCUCUUCCUUCCCAUCAAGGCACCAAUUCUCAAGUAGAUCCUCUAUCUGGUAAACCAUCAAUGGCUCCCUACAGUGGUAGUCCCAACAAUUCAGGACAUUCAUUACCACCACAGCACACUCAAAUGAAUCAGGGACAGCUUCAUCAGCCCCAUCCACACCCUACCUCUGCCUCUCAAGAAGGUCUUGCUGUGCGGCCGGCUGAUGCAUCUCCUCAAACCCCUUUGUCAGGCUCCCAAGACAGCUCCCAAGAAGACCCUGCUUUGAUUGGCCUAAGCCCAUCUGAAGUAGAAAAGCAUAGACAGCGUCAGAAACUACGUGAGUUUCUAAUUCGACAACAGAUUCAAAAAAAGGAGGCAGCUGCUGCUGCUUCUGGCAGUACAUCACCUGGUUGGUCUGGAGGCGAGUCACCUGCUUUUCAACAGGAAAGGGUCAGCAGAGCACCACCACCCUAUCCACAGGAUCGUGUCACUACUGCUGUUGCGACACAAGUGUCCAAGACUCCCAGCAUUACUCCCAGUGGUCCUCAACAAAUGGGAAACCUACCAGUCAUGGAUCCCUGCACAGUACGGAUGCCCGGGCCCACUAAACCUCCAGGGAUGUUUGCUCGUCCACCUAUGCCCCCUCAGUGGCAGACUCAGACACCAGCUCCACAGAGGGUUUUGCAACCAGGCAUGGAAACAAUGAGCAUAAGGCAUAAUGCCAACCAGGCUGUUAACAUGCAGGAUAUCAACAACCCACUCAAUACAAUGCAAGGAGAAAGCAUGCAGACUAUGAGUCACGGGCCUCCACCACAGUUUAUUGAACUAAGGCACCAUCCUCAAAGGAUGGCCAUGAGGCCCCAUUUUAUGCCACGUGGACCGCAGCCUAGACCACGGCUUUUUGUUCCCCACCAGGAGAUGAUUUCACCAUACGUGCAACAACAUCCCAUAUCUCAAAACAGUGCUGUUCCAUUAGAGAAAUCCCAGUUAGGGUUACAGCAAGGUGGACUAUCGGGUUUAAUGCCUCAACAGAUGGCAAGCACAGUAACAGGUUCUUCAGCUGUGACUCCCCUUUCCCAGCCGAGUUUAGUCGCUCAGUCUGCCAAUGAUCACAGUGAGGAUCUACCAGAGGCAGACCUGGAGGGGCUGGGAGACACUGGAGGUGAUGCUGGGGUUGAGGAUGAAGAUGAUCUUGCUCUGGAUCUGGAUCCUGACAAAGGGGAUGAUGCUUUGGGCAAUCUGGAUAACCUCGAAGCCAAUGAUCCACAUCUUGAUGACUUGCUAAACAGUGAUGAAUUUGAUCUGUUGGCUUACACAGAUCCAGAAUUGGAUCAGGGAGACCCAAAAGAUGUUUUCUCAGAUCAGCUGCGGCUGGUUGAAGCUGAAAGUGAAACACCCUCCUCUGGACCUGUGCGUGUAAAAGUAGAAGACAAGUCAAACAGGCAAAAGCCCUCUUCAAGGACUGAGGGCAACAACAGUCAGAUGUCAUCGUCUGCUCAUAACACAGGUACAGCCCAAGUGAAAGUUGAAGAUGGAGGUCUGGACACUGAGCAGCAGCUCUCUAGUCAGGCUAAUGUGAAAACAGAAAUGGCCGAUCUUCUUAGUGUAACCAAGCCGCAUUCAGAAAACCAGCAAACCUCUCUAUGCUCUGUUCGAUUAGGGGGCCUUUCAUACCCCCUCUCAGGCCAGAGUGACCACCUGACAUUCCCUUCAGAGACUCCACAUGCAGAUAUUACUGAUGAUCCACUGGGACUGCCCGAUGUAGGGGGGCAGUCUCCUGCUGUGGAUUUGGCAAAGGUUGAGAGCUCUUUAGAUGGUGAGCUGCCAUUAUUAAUACAAGAUCUUUUGGAGCAUGAGAAAAAAGAACAACAAAAACAACAGCAACAGCUUGGCAAUCUCCAUCAGGGUGGACCUCCAUACAGCUUGCAAGGACAGCAAAACCCACAGAUGUCCUCUCAGAUGAUGUUGCCACAUCACCGUCCACCUGCUCAAGGGAUGAUGUCUCAACAAGGAAUAGUUCCACGAGUGCCAAAUCUUAUGCAGCAAAGGCCAAUGGGUCCUGGAAUGGCAAAUCAGCCUCAUAUGAACAUGUCCCAACAGCAAGCAAUGAUGCGGAUGGGGCAGCCUGGAGCAAUACCUUCACAGCCAGGAGUGAAACGGCCCUCUCUGACCAACAAUCUCUUUCCAGAUAAAGAGUUGGACAAAUUUGUAACGGAUGACAUCAUGGAUCCUAUUGCUAAAGCAAAGAUGGUGGCUCUUCAAGGAAUCAAAAGGGUUCUCACAGACCCAAUGGUUGUUCCUCCUGGGAUUAACAGGCAACAAGUUUCUUUGCUUGCACAAAGGCUGGCUACUACUCCCGGCACAGAUCCUGGACAUAUUAUUUCCGGACCAUUAAAGGAAGGGGAACCAAGUGACUCAACUCAGUCAAGGCCUAACCCUCCUCAGUUUGUCCAAGGAAUUAUCAAUGAUGCAGAGCAACAUCAAUAUGAGGAAUGGCUGCUGCACACACAGCAGUUACUACAAAUGCAGUUGAAGUUUUUGGAGGAGCAGAUUGGGGUCCACCGCAAAUCUCGAAAGGCACUCUGUGCAAAACAACGUACAGCGAAAAAGGCUGGCAGGGAGUUUGCUGAAGCAGAUGCAGAAAAGUUGAAGUUGGUCACAGAAGAACAAAGUAAAAUUCAAAAACAGCUUGACCAGGUACGGAAACAGCAGAAGGAACAUACAAAUCUUAUUGCUGAGUAUAGAAACAAACAGCAGCAGCAUCAGCAAGGCUCAGGACUUCUUCCACCUGCACAUCCUCCACCCGGUCACCCUCCACAGGGCCCUCCACCCCACAUGUUUUCUACAAUGCCUAGUCAGAUGAUUAUGGGUCAACAGGGAGGGCAUGUGAUGGGGCAACAUGGUGGCGUGCCUGUCCGGAUGCCGCAGGGACAGCCCUUCAUGGGAGGACCCCCACAACCUCAACUUUCUGGUGGCACUAGGCCCACGGGACCUUCUGGUGCCCCAGCCGGAUUUUUUCCUAUGGGACCAGGAAUGCAAGGAGCAGACCCAAGAAUGAUUCAAGAAAGACAGCUUCAGCACAGAAUGCAAAUGGCAAAGUUUCAGCAGCAACAGCAGAUGAUGUUGGCGCACACUGCUCAGGCUGGAGUACCACCCCAGACACAACCAGGUAUGAUGGGAAACCCACACGUUGCCCAGCAACAGCCAAACCCACAACAAAUUGUGGUGAAUCAGACUAAUCAUCAGAUGCCAGGUGGUCAAUCUAUCUCCCAGACUUCACAAGCCUCUUUACCAGGACACACUCAGUCUGUAAUAAUGGCUAAUCAACCAGGUGUACAACAGCAGAGGCAGCAGAUAGUGAUGGGACAGCAGGGACCGAGUGAUCCCUGUUUUAGGAGUCCUCAAACUCCACAGCAGCAAAACAUGGUGACCUCUCAGCAGCAGCAAACAGCUCAACAAAAAACAACCCAACACCCCAGUCAGCCAGGCCCAGAACAGGGAGCAACAUCUCAGCCUUCCACUCCACAAAUGGGCUCCUCUCCUUCAGCAGGAAGAGCCACGCCUCAACCACAGUCUGGUUUUGAAAACUCCAAAUCUCCUCCACAGCAGAGUGGGCCUUCCACACCAAAUCCAUCUCAAAUCAGUGUUUCAGCAGAUGAUCAGAGUGACUUGGGAAGCCCAAGAAAUCCACAACAUCAAAACCAAGUCAAUAGUUCUCUACAGGCAAACCAAUCUGCAGAACGGCAAACUUCAAAUGAAAAUCAACAAUCUGAAAAUCAUCAACAGCAACCCACUCUCCACCCGCAAGUAUCAACCAUGACAGAGAAGCAUGAAAGUGCUGCAGUGAAACCUGAAGGGCCACAGGCAAAUAUCUGUGUUCAACAGCAGCAGCAAAAUGUGCCUCAGCAUUCACAGGACCAAAACAUCCCGCAGCAGAGCUUUAUUCAGACUUCACUUGGCCAGCAGACCGCAGUUGGUCUAAACCCGCAGCACCAAGCCUUGUUAGCUCAGCAGCAGAAACAACAGGCCAUGAUGGGCAUAAUAAGGGGACCACAGCAGGCUAUGAUGGCACCAAGGCCUGGCUUUCAAGGUCCACAUAUUCGGCCGCAGAUAAACAUCCAAGCAAUCAUUGCCCAGAAUCCACAGCUGCGCAAUCUCCCUCCUAACCAACAAAUACAGCACAUACAGGCCAUGAUAGCUCAGAGGCACUUGCAGCAGGGCCAGAUGAUGCGAAUGGCAAUAAACCCAGGCCAACAAGGCCCGUUAAGGCCCCACAUGCCCCUCAUGCCUCCAGGCCAAGUCCCACAGAUGAGGCAGCCCAUGGCAACUCAAACUGCAGUCACUCCCCAGAUGCAGCAGGGCUUAAUGCCCCAUGGGCCACAGCCUCCACAGGUUGGCGAGAUGAUGCACCAGCAGAUGAUGAGGGCGCAGGUACCAAUGUCGUGUGCCCCCAUGGAUCCAAGCCGCAUGUUAAGACCAACAUCUCCACAAGUGGAUCAACAACGUCAUCUUCUCAUGGGCAUGCGCCCUCCUACUCCAAAUCAACAACAGGUUAUGCUGGCUACAGCAGCUGGCCGAGUUCAUGGAUCUCCCUCUCAUGCCUAUUCACCCAGAGCUCCGUUUGGCAUGAGCCCGGCACAUUCAGCAUCACCUCACGCAUCAAACGUGUCCUCACCAAGAACGGACAGUCGAGCUGGAAUGAGCAGUCCAUAUCAUGUUAAAGCCUCCCCACUCAGAUCUCCUGGAGAAAAGAGUCCACUAGAUUGUCCUGGACUGAAGGUUGAGACCCAGGCAUCAGGCAGCGAAGCCUCUCAAACCACUGCAUGUAUUCCCAAUGGCCCACAUAAAUAUAUCUCCCAACAACCCCAUCAUGUUCAGGAGAGCCUCUCUACUCAUCUCCACCAAGGCUCUGGAACAGGAGCAAUGUGUGAGAAGACACUUCAUAACAUAAAGCAAGAGCCCAGGGAAGUGCUAUGUAAUGUGCAGCCAGACCCUCAACACAGAGCCAUGAAACAAGAGGAUAACUAUUCUACGUCUGACAAUAUGGCUCUAGAUCCUAGACUUCAAGAUAGCAGGCCUGAGACUGGACAACAACUGCUUCAAAAGCUACUUAGGACUAAGAAUCAGCUUGGGCAGAGGACACCUGAUGGCAUCCAUAAUGAAAUUAAUGGCCACAUAAACAAUAAAUUGGCUAUGCUGGAACAAAAGCUUCAAGGGACACCUCAAAAUAUGGAGGAUUUGCAAUCGCUUACUAAAAGACCUCCUUUGCCUAAGCCCAAACGUACAAAUAAAGUAACAAGUGGCCCCAAUGCGAGAAAAAAGACCAAGAAAGAUGAACUGGGGAAAAGUCCAGAAACUCUCAUGAAACAACUCAAGCAGGGCCUGUCUCUGCUGCCGCUGAUGGAGCCAUCUAUAACCACAAGCCUAGAUCUUUUUGCUCCAUUUGGGAGCAGUCUGCCCAAUGGUAAAGCCCAGCUAAAAGGAUCAUUUGGAAAUGCAAUGCUGGACAACGUCCCAGACUACUAUUCUCAGCUACUUACAAAGAGUAACCUUAGCAACCCUCCUACACCUCCAUCAUCUCUGCCUCCCACACCGCCUCCUUCAGUACAGCACAAGCUGCCAAAUGGGAUGACCACUGGGGAGGAGCUUUCAAAGUGUAAAGAGACAGAUGCUGCUGUAGAGCCAAUGGACACCACGUCAGAAGCAGUUAAGAGUGUUGACAUUCUGGCAGCUCUUCCUACACCACCACACAACCAGAAUGAAGACAUCAGAAUGGAAAGUGAUGAUGAAGAUGCACCAGAAAGCAUUAUUCCAGCAUCAUCGCCAGAGAGUAAUGUAGGAGAAGGAACAAGGCGAUUCCCUCAGCUCAAAGAGCCCAAGGAGGAAGAGACGGAAAGGGCUAUAUCUCCCAUAAUUCCUCUCAUCCCCCGUACACCUAUACCGGAAUUUCAAGAAAAUAAACCACUUGCCGAUGACAAGGUGCUUUCUACAUCAAACCAUCUCAACAGACCAAAAAGUAAUGAAGUGUCUGUUACCUUCACACUGUCCUCUGCAGCUGCAAAGAAACUGAACCAUGUGAUGAUGGCCAUGGCUCAGCUCCUAAGCAUCCGGAUGCCAGGUUCUUAUGAAGUGACUUUCCCUCCUCAAAACCUGGAUUUUGAUGGGUCCAGUAAGGUACAGGGACAGCCAGGUUUCCCUGGUGCCCACUGUGUAAAGAACAAUUCCACUCCUAAUCCAGAUGAAUGGCUCAGGCAGUUUGAUGUGUCACUCCCCGGCUGUACGCUCAAGAAACACGUGGAUAUACUUUCACUCAUCAAACAGGACUUUGCAGAAAAUGAGGAUAAGCCAGCACUACACUAUUACACCACAAAUGUAAAUGAUUUGGAUGUUCGGCACCUUCCUGUUAUUCCAGUCGAGGAAUCUCCACCUCCAUCACCUCCCCCUCCAGAUGACCAAGAACCAUCAGCCCCAGAAGCGGUGUGUGAAACUGUUCCACUCAAAACUUCUCCUUCCUUUCCCUCAAUGCAAAAUGAAGUGAAGGUCAAGACUGAGCCAGAGCAAGAAAAUGGCACUUCACAACCCAAAGCCUUAGAAUCUGAAAGUGCUUCAGUCUCUCCUUCAGUGACGCUUAGUGGUGCAUCUGGUGAAGACUCCUUAAAGGUUACUUCUAAUCCUAAGGAGGAGGAUAUGAGCACUGACCCAGCUGAGCCUGAAAAAGAUGCUCCUAAUGUCUUGGACUGUUCUCCAAAAUCCAUGAAACAACGUAGGCCACUCUCACCUGAACCAGAGGUAGUCCAACCAAAAGUGAAGAAAUGGAAAGGGAUUCGAUGGAAGCGUCUUCAGUUUGUCAUCACGAUCCGAAAGGGUGGCUCCAAAAAGGAGAGCAGCCGUGAAGUAUCAGAGCUGAUGGAGCGACUGCGCAUCACAUUUAGACCAGAGAAACUUCCUCGUGACAAACGCAAAUGUUGCUUUUGUCAUGACGAAGGCGACGGGGCUACGGAUGGGCCGGGACGCCUGCUCAACAUCGAUGUGGAUUUGUGGGUGCAUCUGAACUGUGCUCUGUGGUCUACAGAGGUCUAUGAGACACAAGGAGGAGCACUCAUCAAUGUGGAGGUCGCCCUGCGCAGAGGCUUGCGCACCCUCUGUGCCUGCUGUCAGAAAACGGGGGCCACUAACAGCUGCAACAGACUGCGCUGCCCUAAUGUCUAUCAUUUUGCCUGUGCCAUCCGAGCACGCUGCAUGUUCUUCAAGGACAAGACUAUGUUGUGCACACAGCACAAACUGAAGGGCCCCAGUGAGGACGAGCUCAGCACAUUUGCUGUGUUGAGACGGGUCUAUAUUGAGCGUGAUGAAGUAAAGCAGAUUGCCAGUAUCCUGCAGCGAGGAGACAGAAUCCACUUGUUCAGAGUCGGAGGUCUAAUCUUCCAUGCUGUUGGUCAGCUGCUUCCCUCACAGAUGCCCCUUUUCCACUCUGCCACUGCCAUUUUCCCUGUGGGUUACGAGGCUACACGCAUCUACUGGAGCACACGCGUUCCUAACAAACGCUGCAGAUACCGCUGUCGCAUCAACGAGGACAACGGGCGACCUCUUUUCGAGGUGCGGGUUCUGGAGCACGGCAUGGAGGAUCUGCACUUCCGUGACAGCUCUCCAGAGGGGAUUUGGAGCAGAGUGGUUCAGCAGGUGGCCAAACUUCGAGAGGAGUCUUCUAUGCUGAAGCUGUUCACAGAACACAUCAAGGGAGAAGAAAUGUAUGGACUCACCAUCAACGCUGUGAUGCGCAUCACCGAAUCGUUGCCUGGAGUGGAGAGCUGCCAGAGUUAUCAGUUCCGUUAUGGGCGUCACCCUCUCAUGGAGCUUCCACUCAUGAUCAAUCCCAGUGGCUGUGCCCGCUCUGAGCCCAAAGUCACCGCCCAGUGCAAGAGGCCUCACACUCUGAAUAGCACCAGUGUUUCAAAGGCCUACCAGAGCACUUUUACUGGAGAACUCAACACACCAUACAGCAAACAGUUCGUUCACUCCAAAUCAUCCCAGUACCGCCGCCUGAAGACCGAGUGGAAGAACAACGUUUACCUGGCUCGAUCUCGAAUCCAGGGCUUGGGAUUGUAUGCUGCAAAGGAUUUGGAAAAGCACACCAUGGUCAUUGAAUACAUUGGCACGGUUAUACGCAAUGAGGUGGCCAAUCGUAGAGAAAAGAUCUAUGAGUCUCAGAAUCGUGGCAUUUACAUGUUCCGCAUCAACAAUGAACAGGUCAUUGAUGCCACUCUGACGGGUGGCCCAGCACGCUAUGUCAACCACUCCUGUGCACCCAACUGUGUGGCAGAGGUGGUAACGUUUGACAAGGAAGACAAGAUCAUCAUCAUUUCCAGCCGAAAGAUUCCAAAGGGAGAAGAGCUGACGUAUGAUUACCAGUUUGAUUUUGAGGAUGAUCAGCACAAAAUCCCUUGUCAUUGUGGAGCCUGGAAUUGCAGAAAGUGGAUGAACUAAAAGUAUUCCCCUCCAAAGGUGCCAGAACCAUGUGCGCCAAAGCCUUUGUGUCCAUCUUAGCCAGUGCAUAAGCUGAAAGAUGUGGAGGUGAUGCAGCCUCUACCAGUGAAAGACUAAAGCGGUGACCCCUGUAGCCAAAGGUAUGAAGAGCAUUAAUCAAUAAAGCAACAAACCCUCACAACAGAGGCACUUCAGCCAACAACCUUCUCCUCCUCGACUGUUCUCAAUAAGCUUACAACAAUCCUCAACAUCUACCAAAUGUUCCUGACCUUCUGAUAUCAAUCCUCAUACUACAGAGCUCAGCUGGAGCUGCGACAAAAAGCCAUGUUCAAAUACUGAGAAUGAACUUGAUACAUUUUUAUGUUUUGAGACGGACCUAUUUCCUGCUCUUUUACACUUUAUCCUCACCUCCUUGAAAGGCACUUUCCCAUCAACUCAUCAAUGAAGACAACAUGGAUAUUAUUGGCUCGCUAGACAAUCAUAAUGUGGCUCUGCUUUCGAGCUGCAAAUGAUUGAUGGAAAAAGAUGAUUAUUAAAUUGGAGAUGUUUUUGUUCUAUGGCUCAAGUUGUUCUGACUGUGUGGAGUCCCUAAGGUGGGUUAGUGUGACCCUGUCUACCUCAUUGAUUUAACGGGAAGUGACUGCUUUGAGUAAUAACUGUUAACUGCUACUGUGGAGGGGGGGGGUGUUUUUAUGGGCUUAGCCUUCUCGGACAAGCAGGGAAACUUAAGCAGCAGGUUUGCUCUGUCUACUCUAUGCUGAUGACGAUUUACAAUAAUGAGCCAACAUAAUUAUUAUUCAUGAAUUAUUUAUACAGAAGAGAAAUAUAUGACCGUUUUGAUAAAAAAAGAAAAUCACAAUCAGCUUAGCAGGUGUCGUGUAUGCCUCCAAAUCAUGGACAUUUCUGUUUUUCUUUAAGCAUUUUUAGCCGUGCUCUUAGCUGUGUGAAAGCACAAUAACCACCGUGUAGUUCCUUCUAGUUGUACAGACUGAGCGAGCGGCUCUCGGAUCACACUUAGGACUAGUCUCAUCUCCAAAUGCACAUUUGCUUUUGCUUCACACAUUCAAGCUCCACUGCUGCCUCCAGCGCAGUGGACCAAUGACUACUUUAUAUCCCACUGCUAACACUUUGAAUCAUGUCUCUUCCUCUGUAAUAUUUAGUGGACUGUUGAUAACUUUACUGUAGUAGGUCUUUCUCUGUCAGAGCGCAGCCUGCUGUCUUUAACCCCUCGAGCGAGUUUUUCUAGUGCUGGAACUGUCUCAUGAGGCUGGGCAGAUGGCAGGGAAAGACUUAUUGAAAAAAGGGCAUUUGUUUCACCUCUAUGUAAAAAUGAAUGAAAUGUCUUUAAAGGGAGCUUUACUUAAAACUCCAGUAUCCGAACUACUUUUCUCCCUCUUCCCCUAACCUGAAACCUCACGAUUAUUAAAUGCAAAUUGUACAAACUGUAUAUAUGAUAUAUGCAUCAGGGGGUAGCAACUCUUUAUCCAGCCCCUUUGUAAUCAAAAAGUCAAAAGAGUAGACCACAUCGGAAGAAACAACCACUGGAUAUCAUUUUAACAACGUUGAAGCUGUAUAUAAAUAUAAAUAUGUGUAAAUGGCAAACUAAUAUCUUUAUGUAUAUGAAUCAGAGUGUUUUUGCAUUGACCUGUUUUCUAUUAGUGUUUUUGCUAAAAGCCCUCAGACAGGUUUGUUAAAAUAUGUUCUCUUGAAUCAGUCCAGAUGCGGCUGAGGGCAAUACGAGGAGCGUUUAUUACACAGUUCACUUCUUUCUUACAGCAGUACUUUGGUGCAUAGCAUCUCUAUUUAUGUAAUAUUUGUGUUUUAUUUAUACUACUGCUUGUUGAUUAUCAAAAUCUGUCCCUUUAUUGGUCGCAAUCAGAAUCAUGUACUCUUGAAUGGAAAACCCUGGACUCCCUAUACUCUAGUAGUGCUUUUGGUUUGAAUCUAUAUUUUCCCUAUAGAAGUGAAUGUGCUGGUAAACCUUGUGACCUGGCUUCCUGUAUGUUGUAUGAUGUAAUAAUGACUCAGUUAACUCCAUACUUAACCUGGUUAUGAAUUGCACUCUCAGACUAUAUUGGAGAACUUCUCUGAAGUGGUAGUAUACAAAGCAGUGAAAUAUAUAUAUAUUUUUGGUAUGUUUCUAUUUCAAGGGAAGACCAUGAGACAUUAUCCCACUCACUGGAUUUUAACCUGAAUUUUUAAAGGUUGCUAAAUCUUAAUUUAAGUUCUCUGCAUAUCUUAUAAUUUAAUAAAGUUUUGCUCAAAUUUAAUUUUUUAACCUCAUAUACUUUUUAAAAAGAUAUUGCAUCUGUACAGCAGAGAUACUUUUAGGGAAUAUGAAUAAAUAUGUUCAUUUUUAUUGUAUGUGGCAUGUUUUGUAUGGAUAUUAUUUUGAAUUGUACAUAUUUUUGGAGAACACCAGAGGGGUGCAUCUCUUUAUAUACAGCUUUCCACUCUCCUCCCUGCCAUCUUAUUUCUUUGUCUGCUUUUGUUUCUUGUAAAGGAAAAUAAAAUGCAUUUUAAAUAA
Messenger RNA from Periophthalmus magnuspinnatus, 16636 nucleotides. RefSeq names its product lysine (K)-specific methyltransferase 2D (gene kmt2d). Gene Ontology annotation, biological process: nervous system development. The coding region runs from base 196 to 14109 and encodes 4637 amino acids. Lineage: Eukaryota; Metazoa; Chordata; Actinopteri; Gobiiformes; Gobiidae. The transcript has 54 exons. The record is from RefSeq and is a predicted model, not a curated record. Gene Ontology annotation, cellular component: nucleus; nBAF complex. Gene Ontology annotation, molecular function: protein binding.